GGACUAUUUUUUUGGAUGCACCCGCGCUCCUUGAACUUUCCCAUACUUAUGCCGCCGUCCUGCUGUUUUUAUUUCUAAUUUUACUUUAAUUUAACCUCAUAAACAUGCCGAUUCUCCCGUCCUCGCUUCUUUUGGGCCGAACCGCGUCGUGUAGGCGCUUGUCACAGAUCCAGAAUUCACAAAUGUUUGCUAAAAUGCGGGCCUUUUCACACUUUGGUUCUUCUCUUGCUAACAUAACGCCAAGGAAACAAUGUACUAGUAAUAAUAAAGUUUCUACACGGUUUUAUUCGAAAAGUUCCGAAAAGAAAACGGUGCGGAUCGGAUGCGCUUCGGGGUUUUGGGGAGACACGGCCACAUCAGUACCUCAGCUGGUCUAUGGGGGGCAAUUGGACUUUUUGGUUUUUGACUACCUCAGUGAGAUCACCAUGUCACUGCUGACCGCCGCCAAGACCAAAGCUCCGAACAUGGGAUACACUCCAGACUUUGUCCAUGUCGCUCUGGCUCCAUUCAUCAACGACAUCCACCAAAAAAGGAUCCGUAUUGUCAGUAACGCUGGAGGAGUCAAUCCACUCGCAUGCGCUCAGGCCAUACAGGAAGUGAUAAAGAAGGCGGGGCUUGAAAUGAAGGUCGCCGUGGUGACAGGAGACGACCUCAUGCCCCACAGGGACAGUCUGACUGAAGUCAAAAUGGCUGACAGCAGUGGUCAGCGCUCCCUCCCCCCAACUCUCCACAGCAUGAACGCCUACCUCGGAGCGGGUCCAAUCCGGCGCUGUCUGGACUUGGGAGCAGACAUUGUGGUGACCGGUCGCUGUGUGGACAGUGCAGUGGCUCUGGGACCUUUAAUACAUUCUUUUGGAUGGGACACAGAACAGUAUGACCUCCUCGCUGCUGGAAGUUUGGCGGGUCACCUGAUUGAGUGCGGAGCUCAGAGCACCGGAGGGAUCUUCACCGACUGGCACAAAGUCAAGGACUGGGAUAACAUGGGGUUCCCGGUGGUGGAGUGCAGUGUGGAUGGGUCUAUGGUCCUAUCCAAACCUAAGGGGACGGGGGGCCUGGUCUCCUUUGGGACUGUGGCCGAACAACUGGUCUACGAAAUCCAAGACCCAAGAAGGUACCUGCUUCCGGAUGUCAUCUGUGACUUCAGCGGAGUCAGGAUACGGGAGGUACCAGGUGUAGAAGGAGGAGCUGUUAGAGUCACUGGGGCCAAAGGACUAGCUCCCUCUCCGUAUUAUAAGGUAUGUGCGACAUACAUGGAUGGGUUCAGAGCCACCGCCGUUUGUCCAGUAGGUGGCCCCAGAGCACCGGAGAAGGCCAGACGAACUGCAGAGAGCAUCAUUAAAAGGACAAAGCGUAUUUUCAAACAGUUGGGUCUGGAGGACUACAGUGCCGUGAACAUCCAGGUGCUCGGAGCAGAAGACACCUAUGGACUCAACGCCAAAUUUAAGGCGUCCAGAGAGGUGGUGUUAUGGAUGGCCGUUCAGCACAAACAGAAGAAAGCUCUGGAGCUGUUUGCAAGAGAAGUGGCUCCAGCAGGAACCGGCAUGGCUCCUGGUCUGACUGGAAUUGUUGGUGGUCGUCCUCGAGUGUCUCCAGUGCUACGGCCAUUUUUCUUUUUACAUCCCAAAUCUGAGCUGAAGGUGGACAUUCACAUGAACUCUGAUUUGGUGGAGUCUUUGUCAGAGUCAGGGCCAGAGUCACAUGACCAGGAAGUGCCAUUAGUGUCCUCAGAAGAAGAACAGGAUGCAGAUUUGCCAAAAGGACCACACAGUUACCGUGUCGAGGAGCUAGCUUUCACCCGCAGCGGAGACAAAGGAGAUUCUGCAAAUAUCGGAGUAAUUGCUCGACAUCCUCUGUUCUUCCCGUAUCUGAAGAAACACCUGACCUCUGCUGUUGUGGAGGAGUACUUCCGCCACAUCUUCGAACCAGGACAAGAGAAUCCUGUGACACGCUACACUCUUCCUGGCAUCUCUGGUCUGAAUUUCGUGUUGAACAGGUGUUUGGGAGGUGGGGGCGUGGCCUCUCUGCGCAGCGACCCACAGGGGAAGGCUUUGGGUCAGAUGCUGUUGGACCUGAAGCUUCGUGGUUUACCUGAUCUCAAGUCUCUGGUUGACGAAGAUGAUUAAAACUCUACUCGGCUACUAUUUUACACAUCGCCCUGGUAACAAUUAAAGCGGACAUAUUAUGCAAAAUCUUCUUUUCAUAAGCUUUUAACCAUGUUCUAAUGGUUUCCCAAUUUUUUGCACACUCAAAGUUGUAUUUUGACUUUGUAUUGUCCUGAAUUUGAGACUUGAGUGCUCGGAAAAUGCCUUUCGCUUAUCCCCCCUUUCCCCAUGUCACAUGGUCAUUUUUGAAAACAUAAACAUUGUAAAUGAAAAUCUGCUGCUUGCUGCAGUGAAGUGCCACUAUGAAGAGGUUCUGAGAUUGACAUGAAGUCAGUUGUCCUGCUUGUCUUAAACAAGUGAAAAACAAAACUAGUUCAUUUGAAACAGUUUGCAGUGGUCCAAAGUUAUUCCUCACUUACCUUAUGCAUUUCAAGCUCCCUAAUUAUUCACCACAAUGAAUUUAUAAGUGUUUUUCACAUCCCUCAGAGACCAGAGCAGAGUUUUUCCAUGACCUAAACGGCAACUAACAUACUAACCGUGUAUUUCAUGAUUCUCUGAAAAUAAAAUGCUUUAUAAUUAGACAGAACACAUCAGACUUAUUUUGACUUCAGGAGCUGCAGAUAACAUGCUACUUAUUGUUAGCAUUACAGUAACAGUCAAACUCCCCUGAAUGUUGUGAAAAUCGCGCAUAAACUUUAAAUUGGGAAUAACGUUGGAUCACUGCAAGCUGUUAAACUAGUUUUCUUUUUCACAUGUUUAAGACCUUCAAAAUCAGGUACAGCACCUUUAAAGAUGGAGUACCUGAUUUGCAAACCACUAAAGAAGGUAUCUAAGUAGUUAUAGGUAUAAAUCUUGUCCCUGGCUCUCAGAAACUCUUUAAUAUUGACAUGAGUUAAUUAUAAGGCUCGUUUACAGCUUAAAGUGGGACUAAACACCUAAACUCUGCCCAAAACCACAUUUCAAACAGAGCUGGUAAAAUGGGCUCUAUCUGGAGGACUAAAGAAGUGAGUGAGAGAGGAGGAGGUAUAAGGAACAGUGUGAUUGGUCUAACAGGUAUUCGCAUUUCAAACCCCGCUCCCGAAGCCAGGUGUUUGUAAUCAGAAACACCUGGCUGUAAUCAGGGCAGAGCCAGGACACACCCAUUUUUAUACAUUUUUAAACACAAAGCUGCAGCUAUACUUAAAUUGCACUAAAAUUGUGAAAAAGGACUGAGAACAGUAGACAAUGCUAUUAAAACAUCAUGUAUACAAUUUAGUAGCAAAAAAAGUUGAUUUCGGUUUAGUUCCACUUGAAGAAUAGCUUUAAAGUUAACAUCUGCAAGUUUAUUAGAUUUUUUUUUUUUUUUACUAGUAGAUAGCAGAUGUGAAACCUGUCCCCCCCCCUCCUACCUGGCCCCUCCCCUCACCUGGACUUUGUUCAGGCUUACUUGGGACAUUUCUCAGUCCCUAUACUUGUACAGACUUGUGUGCGUCACAGGUCCUGUUCCAAUUCAAAGUCCUCUUCUUGGCGAGUCGACUAUAAAUUCCCGGAUGAGAAUUUCCCCCGCCCAUUUUACCAGGGAUGCUUUGGAGCAGACUUACGUGUGCUCGGCCCAGUAUAUUUCCCACAAUGCACUUUACAUAGCGCACCACCGGCAGCCGAUCACUGCGAUCCCUGCUGCUUCCCCUGUGCGCACAAAGAGUACGGAGUCUGCAGACUGGGAAUUGAGAAACAGCCCUGGUCUUCUUCUGUCAGGCCAGAGCUGGCACAAUAUCAGACUGCAGUAAUGUUUAUAGCAUCUAGUGGUGUUAUGUGAGAAUAAAACAGGGGCGAGUCAGCCAGCCUAAUAACAGCUCAUAGCUUUAGCUUUAUAAAUUCUACAAUGACAUUAAUGCAAUCUAUACUCAAACUGCACACAAAAUGGUUUAAGUGCUCUUUUAUAUAAUAAUGCAUUUUAAGUACUGUAUAUCUUCUGUUGUAUAAUCAUGAGGUUAUAGCCAAUGUACAGAUAAUUAUGACUUGACUUUAUUUCAAAUGUUCAAUGUUCCACAGUGAAUCCCACGCUAACCUAUCUUCUAAAUCUAUUCUAAUAUUGGACUAAAUACUUUAGAAAAUCAAGAAUUGUAGCCUAUUCAUGCUAUUAUUGUGUCCUUCAGCGGGACACCUCAGCCAAAUAUUUGCCAGUGAAAAUGUGCCAGAUUCCCUCCCAUCCUCCUGUGUCAGAUGCCUUAAGUAUAUUGUCUAUUAUGAAAUCUAUUAAAAAGGCUACAAUAAGGGAGAUCAACGUAACAUAUCAAACAUACCUGUAGUGUAAUUUUUAAAGGUGCACUACGUAACAUUUCUGGUGGAGGGUGCGCCACUUGCUUGUCUCCUUACUUGGGAGUGGAAUGUUCUGUAGCAUUUGCAUUUGUUCAAUUACAGGUAGAUAUUGCUCAGAAAUACAUUGUAAAACACACAUUCUGAUGGAAGACACCUCUCCACAGAUCUGACCUGUAACUUGGCUUGGUGGCAUAACCUUUCCAGAGACAGAUAUUCUUUAUACCAUACUGUGGAGCAUUCUAGGCAAAGCAACAGUAUCUCCAUGGAGACAAAAUAGGUGGAGAAGAUGCAUAGAGCACUUUAAUAUAAGUGCAUAAAGUGGUCCACUUCACUGUCCAGUCACUUUUUGCGACACUUGACCAGAGGAUCAUUUGUUCCUUUGGAGAAAGUCUGGUCUGGUUUUUAUUAGGACUGAGAGGGCAAAGGUCAAGAGAAACAGGAAGUAUUUGGGUUUCAGGUGUCGAGAGAAAGGUAUUAAGUCCUGAUUUAAUUCUGGUCCUGGUUUAAGCCUAGUUUAGUCCUGGUUUAACGCAAUUACAAAACAAAAAACACUAUACAGUGGCCUUGCUCACAUGCACACCAAAAUCUGUUUCUUGAAGAUUAUUUAAAUGACAUGUUAACUACAAACUCUGAUAUGAGUAAUCACAGGGACCAGGAUCACAAAGAAACCAGAUGAUUUAGGUUUUUAAUUGUGAUUUAAAUAAUCUUAUAACUCAAAAAAGUGUGUGCAUGUAACGGCAGCCACUGAUUCACUGGUUCACAAUAAGUAGUCUGUAAAGUACAAUAAAUAGUAUUGAAAAAGAAAUUGUAGCAUAAAUAAAUACAUAGAAAUAAAUAAAUAUAAACCCACUCAACUGGUGCUAUCCAAAACUUUCAGAAUACAUGCCUUGUUUUUCAAACAACUGAUUUAGUUUUGUUUUUUUCCCACAACUGAAUUAUUCUCAUUGUUGUGAUUGAAAUGAUUGUAAAGAAAAUAUGUUAAAUAAAUGUAAUUUUUUUUCCAACCACUAAUUAUCUGCAUAUUUUUAUGGAAUGAAAAGUUAUACACCACAACUAAACUGCAAAUCACAAAACAAAACCAUCAGCUGUACUUACAGUAAAUUAGUUGAAUCCAGAAUACGGGUUUUUUUUUCUUAGUUCUCAUGUGUAUAAUGUGAAGCAAAGUGUUUUAGUAGUAGUUGUUGGUGUUGUACUAGGCCUAGUAGUAGUUGUAGUGGUAGUAGUACUAGAAGUAGUAACAGUAGUAGUACUAUUGGAAGAUGUAGUAGUAAUAAUUGUAGUAGACGUCUGUUUAUGGCUGAGUGACUGUGUCUGGUGUGAAAAUGCUCAUCGACAGCUGUUAGCACGCCAUCACUAACGCUACCCCAGACGCUAACGAGGCUAACGACGCCUGUUCUUCCUGUCAAAACAGCCACCUCUACUGAAGGUCAAAGGUCACGGGCACCAAUCUGACCCCAGUGCCGCAAGAUUGAGUACGAGCCAGCAUCCCUGAAUGCAUUAUGUAGUACUUUACUUAAACUUACUUACUGAUUUUUUUUAUUUAAUAAUAGAGGUGCUCAAUAUAUCAUGAAGUAAAAGAAUUGUAAUUUGAAUUAGUUUAUCAGUUCAUAUUUCAGUUUUCACUUAAAUGUUAAUGCUCCUGAAGUUAUUUACAAUGUGUACUCUUAAGACAAUCAUAUAAGAAUAGAGAUACAAAUAGAGUUAAGUCCUGCCUUAGACCUGGUUGAGUUCUGCUUAAGUCCAGCCUAUGGUUCUUAUUUUAACCAUACCAAGUCAAAGGGGUAAAACAAAGAUAAACCAGGUGAACCAAGGUCUAAACCAGGACUAAAUCAGGACCAUUCUGAACUAAGUCAGGUCUAAACUACAACUUAAGCAGGACUAUUUGAAUGAACUUGGACAAUACUAGGCGUAAACUGGGUCUAAACCAGGAAUAAACCAGGAUUAAAUGAGAAUAAGUCAGAUUUUAAGACUAAACCAAGUCUAAACUGGAAAAGGCAGGACAAAACCUAAACUAAAUUAAGACUAUAGGACUAAACCAGAUCUCACUUUAACCCAUUAGUAAUCCUGGUUUCCGUGGUGAUGGCUCAUUUGCAUAUUCCAUUCAUGUUUUGGUUCAUUUGUCACUUUGUUCCCACAAUCCUUGGUGUCUGAAGCCAUUUAUCAAAUCGACAAGGCUUUGUUUCAGUUUACAGCAUUUUUAUUUUUUUUUACAUUUUUAACCCUUAAACAAUACUGUUUUUUAUUUUACAAAAUCCCUCACCAAAUGUAUUGAGUGCAUUAUUUUGGUCACACUGUGUUCUGUUCAUUUAUUUAGCCUAAAAUGUUUUCUUGAGUGGCUAGCUCAAGUAUUGUUUUUUUGUUUUUCUUCAGUUUUCUGCAACUAUAACUUUAUUAAACUUUAUUUCCAGU
Molecule: messenger RNA, 6809 nt
Organism: Periophthalmus magnuspinnatus
Lineage: Eukaryota; Metazoa; Chordata; Actinopteri; Gobiiformes; Gobiidae
Gene: lratb.1
Product: lecithin retinol acyltransferase b, tandem duplicate 1
Exons: 20
Coding region: 105-2123 (672 amino acids)
Source: RefSeq, a predicted model, not a curated record